Messenger RNA from Leptopilina heterotoma, 2118 nucleotides. RefSeq lists its product as uncharacterized. Gene Ontology annotation, molecular function: protein binding. The coding region runs from base 300 to 1508 and encodes 402 amino acids. NCBI's taxonomy places the organism in Eukaryota, Metazoa, Arthropoda, Insecta, Hymenoptera, Figitidae. The record is from RefSeq and is a predicted model, not a curated record. The transcript has 5 exons.
UUUGGAACAAAAGAAGAGCGAAAAAGUUUAGAUUUUCUUUUGUUUAAAAAAUUUUCAGAAAUACUAAAAGACCAAAACAGACAAAAAGUUUAAAGUGAAAAUAAGAUAAAAAAAAGCUUUGAUAAAACAGCUUGAUUACAAAAUGUCCACGAAAUCCACUGACACUGAUCGGGAACAACUACUUCGUGAAUUACAAUGUCCCUUUAAUUGGGACAUGUUCGAAUGUAACAGACGAAAUUUCCCAUAAUUUAAAUGAAGAUGAUAGUUUUGUACCUGAAUUAACAUUUACAAGACUUUUGAUGUCGGCAUUUGUUCAAGUACUGAAAAAGGAUUACAAUCAAGCCGAUGAAAAACUUGGGAUAACGGAAAUCGUAAUCGACAAAUUCAAAAGUCCAAUAAAAAAGGAAGUGGCGAGACAUAUUUUUGACGCAACAAAAGCUCAUUUAUUGUUGCAGAGGGAAAGCAAUUUAACCCAAGUUGAUGAACUGCUAAAAAAUAUUAGGGACAUCAGUGAUAAAAUUUAUCAGAGUUCACUUAAUCAAUUCAAAGCGGCUAUUUGGAUACAUUGUAAUCAUUGGAAUGCAACAACGAAGAGAGCAAUAAAAUUUUCUGAAAUUGCAGUCGAAUAUGAUCCUGAAGAUGCGACAGCUCACUAUUUACUAGCGAAGAAUUUGAGGACAGACCGAAGAUUUAUUUCAAAAUCGAUUUACCCUAGAUCGGAUGAAAUCUAUCAUUUUGGAAGAGCAUAUGAAAUCGAAAAGAAUCCACAAUUUGGAAUUUUGUUCGCACAAAGUUUAAGAGAAAAUCGAGAUAAUAGAGAUUCAAUGAAGAUAUACGAGGAAUUGAGCAAUAUGAAAAUUGAAAAUGUACCGCUACAAUUGCGAAUGGCAGCAGCAUUUAUAGCAUUUCGGGAUUUUGGAAAUUCGAGAAAAUGUCUGAAUUAUGUCGAAUCUGUUGAACCGGAAAACAACACUUUCCUACAUCACAAAGGGAAAUAUUUUAUGGAACUAAUGCAAUAUGAGGAAGCUUCGAAAUGUUUAUUAAAAUCUGCAGAAGAAGGGAAUUUCGGUGCAGAUAUGUUAUACAUUAAAUGUAUUCGGAUGUUACAAGUGCCUUUUGAUUAUACAUCCCAUUUUUUGAAAUUGAAAGAAAAGUAUUCAGAUUACAAUAGUCCAGCGAAGAAAGAAAUUCUCAUAAAUCUGGCAUUUUGUUAUUUUGUCUUUAAGAAAGACUUUGAUGAAGCUGUAAAACACUUUGUGGAAUUUUUCGAAAUUGGCGACUCUGGCUAUUUGUUAUUCAAGCACUUUCAAUUCAUACCGUUCCUAAGACCUGUCAAUAUUUAUUAUUUUUUGGAAGAUGAGUUUUUGCCAAAAGUAAAUUCUUACAUCAAUAGUAAAAGAAACAUUGUUUCUAAGGAAACUAUUCAAGGAUCUGAAACAUUAAUGAAAAUUGCUAAACAAUUUUCGUUAAAUAAUCCCCGAACAACGAACAGAACUUUUUACUAUUAGUCAUAGGAGAAUUACUUUAUUUGUUUCUCCUUGUGUGUGAAAACGAAGUUUUAAGUAAACAAUUUUUAUACUAUUUACUAUAGUAUCGAUAAUAAACAAUCAAAAUUUUAAUAAAUGACUUCUUUUUAUUUACUUAUUCGCACUUUUAAGAAUUUUUUUUAAUUAAUUAAAUUAACAUAUAUUUUUAAAAUUAUAUAUAAGAUUCGACUUUCAAAAGACUAUUAUUUCGUCGGCUUGGUGGAAAACUGUACAUAAUUCAAGAAUUCGUUAUAAACAAUAGAAAGCUUGAGUAUGCAAAUACAUUGAGUCACUGAUAAGAUGAACAAAAAGAAACUUUUUUUUAAAAAUGCAUAAGCUUAUUUUAUGUCCAGCAACAGUGUUGAUCAAGUCGACAUAAAUUGUUAAAAAUUAAAAAUAGCAGUUUGCAUCGUUUGCAUUAUAGAGUUGAAAAUUGAAUUUAAAAAAAUUGUUCCAAUUAAUGAAGAGAGAAGGCGCUGCUAAUACAUUUGCCGAUUAUCGUUCAAGAAGUGAAGAUCGUUCCCAAAAAGAGAAAAAAUUGACAGGAAUUAAAAAAUCAGAAAGAAAAUAUAUUCGGCUCAAUAUAACAAAA